AUGUGUAAUGUAUUGGUUCCAAAGUGGCUUUGUUCUAUUUUUUCUUUUCUUUCGGCCAAUGAUAGGUGUCAUUAGAGAUUGCACAUGCAUUGAAAUCUUAACUAAUUAGAUGAGGAGUACUAGUGGGUUGGAACCAUUUUACUCCAAAUCAUUUUCCAUGAAAUUUCCUACUGAUUCAUCUCACAUCCCACCAUGCUACAAAAUUAGUUAAGAAAGGUGAGUUCCUUUCAUGGAGCUUUGACAUUUGGCCAAUAAAAUUGGCGUAAAAUUUAGUUUACCAUUGAGGUUCUACUUAAGGAAAAUAUAGUAAAACUUGUUGUAAAUAUUUUUAAUGAUUUUCUAUAGUAUUAUCUUUAAAUUUAGAAUAUUUAUUUAUAACUAGAGUAGGCAUGUAGAAUAAAUUGCCAAAUAUUCAUCACAUUAUUAUUAUAAGAUCGACUAUUCAUUGGUUGUGCGAUGGGACUAGACCACUUCUAAAGUAGUAAAGUAUUUCAGAAUUAAAACUCAUAAAAUAUUUGGAAUAGAAUUAAAGAAAAAAGAUCAAAGGUCAUAGGAAUAGCUGAAAAAUGUCAAAUAAUUAAUAUCCAAUUAAUUCAACCAUUAGUUCGUGAUCUACAUACAUGUUAAAAUCCAAUAGAUCUAGUCAAAAGUGGAUAUCUAAAAAACUUGUCCAGCCCCUUUGUAUAAAGGAUGUUAGAAGAGGUUUGAGCAGAAAUAUUAGAGAUAGAGAGAGAUAGAAAGAGAUAAAGAGAUAGAGAGUUCAAAAUAGGAAAAAACCUUUUUUUCUCUAAUAAUAGAUAUUGGGUUCCAAUGUCUCUUGACUUAUAGACUUGAUUAGAGUUAUUUUCCCCUCCAUUUACUACUAUAUUUCAUCCCUCAUUUAAGUAAAUAUUCUUGGCUUUUAAUGGUUAUGAGAGGUGUUGUAACCUCUCAUUACAACAUUAAAUCUGUUACUUUGUAGAUAUUAUUAUCCCAUGCUCUUUUCACUAUAAUACAAAGUCAUAACAUUUAAGUACACUGACCCAACAACAUGUACCAUUCACUAUAAUAUUAAUAAAUUGGGCCCAUGACAUUUAUGUUUUGUGUUGACUAUUCUCAUCUUUUAUAUAAAGCUUUGAUAUGAGACUAGGUGUUGUUGACAGUAUCUUCAUCUUUUUCAUGAUCUUCAAGCACUGUCACAUGUUCUUUAAUUCUCAUGACAAGAUUCUGAAUCAAGGCAUACAACUUAUAUUUACAAAAUUAAAUUUAUGCUGUGCAUUUUGUAGGUAAACAUGUUGUACUGAUCAUAGGUAGGUGCUAGCCAAAGGCCAUCUUUAUCUAAUUGGGUGCCUUCUCCCCCCUUUUGUUUUCUUUUUUGCAUAGCCUUUGCCUUUGCCAAUCUAAACAUGUAGGUCAUCUAUGUUUGGACAAGACACUUGGGACUGUCUCCUGUAAGGGUAAAAGUUUGAACAAGACCUCAAACUGUUGGGCCAAGUUCUUUAAUGGAUGAUUACUUUCUAAGUGCCCUUUCUCUCUGAGAUCACCCAUUUCAAUUCAUUCAGGCUGCAUCUUCGUCAUUUAUGGUUGCAAUCGUGGUUGUGGUUCUCUAGGUCAUUCGAAACUCCAGCAAAGUAGAGAAGACAUGUCGUAAGGUGGAGCAAUUCCGCAAACUAUAGGAGUACUAAGCCCACCAGCUAUAGCUACGGUGAUAUUAUGAAGAUAAUAAAGAGAUUUAGGCAUAAGUUAAGCCAAGGAGGAUUUGGGAGCGUGUAUCGAGGAGAGCUUCCCAACGGAGUCCCAAUUGUAGUAAAGAUGCUUCACAAGUAUCUGGGGGACAUGAAUUUAUCAACGAAAUGGCCACGACUAGCAGGAUUUAUCACGCCAAUAUUGUUAAGCUUUUGGGUUUUUACUUGGAGGGCUUAAGAAGAGCACGUAUUUAUGAGUUCAUGCCAAAUUAGUCGCUGGAGAAGUUGAUCUUUUCAAAGGAUGAAACAAAUUGUAAGUCUUUGACCUUUAAAGAGCUGGAAGAAAUCACUAUCUGGUUACCUGCACCAAGGUUGCAACAAACGCAUCCUUCACUUUGAUAUCAAGGCUCACAAUAUCCUUUUGGGUCCCCAUUUAAACCCAAAAAUUUCAGAUUUUGGGCUUACCAAACUAUGUUCAAAGGAUUACAGCAGGGUGACCGUGACAAUGGUCAAAGGAACGAUGGGCUACAUUGCACUAGAAAUGUACUCCAUAAACUUUGGUACAGUCUCGUAUAAAUCAGAUUAGACUCCAUACUUGGAAAUGAUAAGUGGGAGGAAGACCAUAGACCCAAGUAUGGAGACAAAUAGCCAAGUCCAUGUUCCUGAACAGAUUUACGGUCAUCUAGUUAGGGACGAGGAGCUUCCAUCCAUCUUGGGCUUCAAGGGGGAUCAAGAGAUUGCCAGGAAGCUCACUAUUGUGGGCCUUUGGUGUAUAUGGUGGAAACCCAAUGAUCGACCUUCGAUGAUGACAAUCGUCCAAAUGCUCCCAGUAAGCUCUCAAAGCAUUUGGAUUCCACCAACUCCUUUCGUCUCCUUCUGUGCUCUAGGAGACAUUACAAACUUGUCACAAGGGAACUUGUAA
Spirodela intermedia is the source of this 2586-nucleotide messenger RNA. Lineage: Eukaryota; Viridiplantae; Streptophyta; Magnoliopsida; Alismatales; Araceae. The record is from the annotation of a GenBank genome assembly.